This is a messenger RNA of Chinchilla lanigera (long-tailed chinchilla), 2971 nucleotides long. RefSeq names its product zinc finger protein 300 (gene Znf300). The transcript has 5 exons. The record is from RefSeq and is a predicted model, not a curated record. Lineage: Eukaryota; Metazoa; Chordata; Mammalia; Rodentia; Chinchillidae. The coding region runs from base 859 to 2754 and encodes 631 amino acids. Gene Ontology annotation, molecular function: RNA polymerase II cis-regulatory region sequence-specific DNA binding; DNA-binding transcription factor activity. Gene Ontology annotation, biological process: regulation of transcription by RNA polymerase II.
UAAAUUUGGUGGAUUCUUUUUAAAUUUUUAAACUCUUUGGCAGUCUUUCUUUUCACGUUCCCGCCCCAUUGUGCAGUCCGUCUUCUCUGUGUCUCAGCCUCUGGGUCUCCCUGGUCUGGCUCUCGCUCCGCCCCCGCUCCUCCUCUCCCACCUGAGAUUUUUCCCCGCAGUUUCCGGUCUCCCCUGGCGCCGCGCCUCCAGGUCUUCCCCUUCUCUGCUUCUCACGAUGCCUCACCAUUCCUCAGUUUCCUCUUCGCUGACUCUCAAGUUUCCUCUUCUGUUUCUCUUCGGUCUGCCCCCGAAACUUAUUAUUGCAAUUACAAUUUCCCCCGGAAUUCCUUAUCACUGUUAGUAGCACAAUUACAGGUCGUCACUGCUACUUAUCCCUCCUCCGUCCCCAGAUUUUAGCCCAGCAGUGGACUCUCCCGAGGGAGGACUGCAAACUGACCAACACGAUUAUGUGGAAUCGUAGGCAAAAAUAUUUUACCAUUCCAAAUGAUUCCUCUUUCACCAAAGCGUUCUUUCCAUAAACAGUAACACUCCAACUGCUUCCCUGCCGCUGCCCCUGAAAAUCCUCUCCUUAAAAGUUCUCAGUUUACUGACUGACACUUUAGUGCUUUCUGUCAUCUCCUUUAGCCUCCGCUCUUCCAACGGGGCUAAUCCUCCGCCUGUACGGAACAGACUGGACUCAAGAUGGCGGCUCCCUUGAGGAUCGUUGCUUGGGAGCAGCCAUAUUGCCUCCUGAACAAAGCGCCCCUUACGGAAGAGUACAGGCUCCAGCCCAGCGCUGCGCUCUCCCACAGGAAGCGAGAGAGGGCUCACCGAUAUGGAUGUGACAGUUGUCACCUUUAAUCUGUGAUGGGCGUCUCAUGGCCUGAUAAUCGAACUGGUGGUCAGAAGAGGUACAGGUUAAGUGAUGAGUGCAUCUGCCCUUUUGGAAGAGUACAGAAAAUGAAGUCCCAGGGGUUAGUAUCAUUCAAGGAUGUGGCUGUAGAUUUUACCCAGGAGGAGUGGCAGCAAUUGGACCCUGCUCAGAGGACCCUGUACAAGGAUGUGAUGCUGGAGAACUAUAGUCACCUGGUCUCAAUGGGGUAUCCAGUUUCCAAACCAGAUGUUAUCUCCAAGUUAGAACAAGGAGAAGAUCCAUGGAUCAUAAAGACAGAUAUGCCAUACUGGACUUACCCAAAUGCAAAUCACACAGAGAGGAAGAAUAUCGUUCAUAACUCCCAAUCAUGUAUUUUGGGAACUGUUUCUUUUCAUAAUAAGAUACUAAAAGGAGUCACACAGGAUAGUUCAUUUUACCCUAUUAUAAAAAUCUAUCCUGGUGAUGAACAGCUGCAGACCUGUCAGAAAAAUCAAGACAGAUUUUUCAAGCAAGUUACAUUUCUCAGUAACAAAACAGUGUUUGAAGCAUCAAGUCAUAAAUAUAAUGCAUUGGAAAAAAUAUUUCAAGAGUACAUAGAGUCAGAUAUGCCAAAAGAAAGAAUUCCUAAGUAUGAUUCAUUUAAAAAGAAUAUAAAACCAAAUUCUGACCUACUUCGUUAUAAGACAAGUAAUUCAAGAAAAAGCUUAGAUGAGAGUUUUGGUAGUGCAAAAACAUCAUCUAGCCACAAUUUAUCUAAUUCUGAUCUUGAGAAAUUACACGAUGGGGUAAUAACCUAUAAUGAUAAUUUAUGUGAAAACAUUUUCAUCAGUAAACAAUCCUUUAUUCAAUAUCAGAAUGUUGAAACUAAGGAGAAAACCUGUGUCUGUAUUACAUGUGGAAAAGCUUUUGCUAAGAAGUCACAGCUCAUUGUACAUCGAAGAAUUCAUACUGGAAAGAAACCAUAUGAUUGUGGUGCAUGUGGAAAAACCUUCAGUGAGAAGUUUCAUCUCAUUGUACAUCAGAGAACUCAUACUGGGGAAAAACCUUAUGAUUGUUCUGAAUGUGGAAAGGCAUUCUCUCAGAAAUCAUCUCUCAUUAUACAUCAGAGAGUUCACACUGGAGAAAAACCAUAUAAAUGUAGUGAAUGUGGGAAGGCCUUCUCUCAGAAAUCACCCCUAAUUAUACAUCAGAGAAUUCACACUGGAGAGAAACCUUAUCAAUGCAGAGAGUGUGGGAAAGCAUUCUCCCAAAAAUCACAACUCAUUAUACAUCAUAGAGCUCAUACUGGAGAGAAACCAUACCAGUGUACUGAAUGUGGAAAGGCCUUUUGUGAAAAGUCCCACCUGAUUAUACAUAAAAGAAUUCACACUGGUGAAAAACCAUAUCCAUGCACUCAAUGUGAAGAAGCCUUCAGCAGAAAAACAGAGCUCAUUACACAUCAGUUAAUUCAUACUGGGGAGAAGCCUUAUGAAUGUGCUGAGUGUGGGAAGACAUUCUCCCGUAAGUCACAGCUCAUAAUACACCAAAGAACACACACUGGAGAGAGGCCUUAUAAAUGUAGUGAAUGUGGCAAAGCCUUCUGUCAGAAAUCACAUCUCAUUGGGCAUCAGAGAAUUCACACUGGAGAAAAACCAUAUGUAUGUACUGAAUGUGGGAAAGCCUUCUCCCAGAAGUCUCACCUUCCAGGACAUCAGCGGAUUCAUACAGGAGAGAGACCAUAUAUAUGUGCUGAAUGUGGAAAAGCCUUUUCUCAGAAAUCAGACUUGGUUUUACAUCAGAGAAUUCACACUGGGGAAAGGCCCUAUCAAUGUGCUGUAUGUGGGAAAGCCUUCAUUCAGAAGUCACAACUCACUGUGCACCAGAGAAUUCAUGCAGUGAUAAAAUCAUAAUUAACUGACCACAGGAAAGCCUUCCAUAUUAGAUCAGUCCUUAAUAAUUAUUAGAAACUCAUUAACUUGAUAAGUAUGAGGAUGACAUCUUUAAAAAUAAAGUUAUACAAGGGAAUUAAUGUUUUUAGUGUAAUGGUGCCUGAUGUUUUCAGCUAAAAUGAUAGAAAAUAAUUAUGUAAAUGGACUUUUUUGAGACAGGGUCUCACUAUGCAACUUA